Messenger RNA from Saccostrea echinata, 1446 nucleotides. RefSeq lists its product as uncharacterized. The record is from RefSeq and is a predicted model, not a curated record. Gene Ontology annotation, molecular function: phosphatase activity. Gene Ontology annotation, cellular component: cytoplasm. The transcript has a single exon. Lineage: Eukaryota; Metazoa; Mollusca; Bivalvia; Ostreida; Ostreidae. Bases 63 to 1088 code for a protein of 341 amino acids.
UAUCAAACGAAAGCAUUAUUGAAAAGUUUGUUGUAUAUGCUGUACUUUUGUAGAAUAAAAAUAUGUUUUCUUCGAGUUUGAGGAUGUUUAAGAGAAUUUAUAGGAAUUCAUGUGCAUAUAAACUUAGAAAAUGUAGAAACUUAUCGGGAAAUAUUACAAACUACGGAGCUACGUUUGUGCCACAAUUGAAGAAGACUCCAAAUUUGUCAGAUUCCACUGCAGUGAAAGAGAUCAUAGAUUCAUAUGACACAUUUCUAGUCGAUCUGGAUGGAACAUUAUGGGCAACUGAUCACUACAACUCUCUCCCUGGCAUUCCAAGAGCCAUUGAUUUUUUGAGGAAUAAAGGAAAGCAGAUUCUUUUUGUAACUAACAAUAGUUUUCAUUCAAAUUCCCAUUACUUAAACAAAUUUAAGACUCAAGGAUUUGAGGCAGAGGAACACGAGGUUUUCGGUGUUGCCUAUGUUGCAGCUUUAUACCUUAAAGAUAUUCUAAAUGUUACGGGUGAUAUUUAUAUGUUAGGCACACAUGGUAUGGCUGAUGAACUGGACAAACUUGGUCUGAAACAUUUUGGUUUAGGAAGGGAUCCAGAUGCUUCAAGUUUGCAGGUCGAUAAUCUGCUUAAAAUGGAAUUCAGAGAAAAUGUACAAGCAGUUCUAAUGGGAUUUGAUAAGGAUUUUCAUUACAACAAAAUUUACAAAGCAGCUAGUUACUUAAUGGACAAAGACUGUCAUUUCAUUGCCACCAACGAUGCAGAAAUUGCAGUGCAAAUUGCACCCAAUAGGGUACAACCUACAACUGGAAGUCUUAUCCUGUCAGUGGCCGCUGCCUCUAAAAGGACACCCCUAGUGGUUGGCAAACCUCACACUCUCAUGUUUGACUGUAUUCUAGAAAAGUACCCAGAAACAGAUGUAAAGAGAACUGUCUUUGUGGGGGACAGUUUGAAGGCUGAUAUUAGGUUUGCUAACAAUGUUGGUAUUGACUCUGUGCUUGUAUUGACUGGAGCCAACAAAAUGGAAGACUUUAAGGACUUUCCAGAUGCUAUCCCAACAUAUGUAUUGUCAUCUUUCGCAGAUUUUUAUGUACAUUAGUUUUUACUAAUACUGUUGCAUAUUUAUGUUUGGUGAACUGCAUGUAUAGGGGACAUACAAUCUAAUUUCUAAGGACUGUUUGGUCACUUUUUUUUAUCAUUUGAGAGAAAAAAAAAUGUAUCCACUUCAGCUUACAGAAUGCUUGACAGCAAGAUAUUAAUAUAAUCCUAUUAAAUCAAGUGUAUAUUGCUUCUAGUCUCAGGGAUAAUUUAUUGUAACAUGUACAUGAUGUAUAUAUACUGAUAAGUAAUGUUUUUGUUUUAUUUUUCAACUUUGACUGCCAAUCAUGUCAAUGUAGAAAUUCUCUUUUACUUUAAUAUAUUCAGGAUGCAUUUUAGAAGUAGUCUUAAUUUUUUUU